This is a messenger RNA of Owenia fusiformis, 1517 nucleotides long. Lineage: Eukaryota; Metazoa; Annelida; Polychaeta; Sabellida; Oweniidae. The record is from the annotation of a GenBank genome assembly.
UGGAACUGUAAAUACAAGAGCACUAUAGUCCUUAACUAACACACCUGAUCUUAGUCGAGAGCAUUUUAAUAUCUCUCUAGGUUAUAAUCUGAGGAUAUUACGUUAAGUAAUGAUAAAUCCAGAUAUAUAAUUGGAAUUUAUAGACACGACAUGCUGAUGUAAACAAUGUCUGAUAGUCCAAUCGGACCGAUAAGCUUUAGACCAAACGUCCCUCCGGGCCUACAGAAACUUCUGAAAGAUCUCUCAGUCGAAGUUUUGCGACAACAGCCUGUCGAUGUCACCAAGUUUGCUGCAGACUAUUUUCAAAAAAUUCUACGGAAACGAGAAAUAGACCUGAACGGUCGGGUCCUGAAAAUGGUGACAAAAGGAGCACCGAUGGAGAGUGGCGAUAAAUCGAAUGAACCGAGCCCAGAUAAGAUGAAGAUCUUAUUCGAGAUGAGUACAGACGCUGAAGAUGAUGACGUCACGCUGCCUGAUAACUCAAUCAUUUAUCAAAGUGACAACGAAGAUGAAAGUGUCAUCCCGUCAGUUACAACCGGACUUACAAAUCUUUCAUCCGGGUUCUUCAUCGUCGGGGAAUUUUCCCCUCCAAUAACACCAGAUGCUAAACACGAUGCAAAUACCAAAGUGUCAAAUUGGGUCAAUUCACACGACGAUAUUCCGGGGCAAACGGAUGGCGAUGGUAUCGACAUUGACCUUAACGACCCUGAAGUUCAACAAGCUGCUUUGAAAAUCCAACGAACAUUUAAAAUCCAUUUGCACAAAAAACCAAAAGCAAAAACGAUAUGCAAACCUACCAAAGAAAAAACAGAAACGAACAAGGAAAAAUCCAGGAAAACCAGCACUCAAAUCAAAGCUGACAUUGUUAAAGAAAUUGUAAAUGACCAAGAUGUAAUAGAUGAUGAGCCGCCACUAUGCACUAUUGUGUAUGACAUUGAUAAUGAGAUGGAAAUUGAGGAAGCGCAUACACUAAUGAAGACAUCGGGAUUCUUCAUGAUUGGAAAAACAAAAGAUGAAGGUCGGAGUGUAUUCAUUAAAACGCAUCACAGAGCUGGAAGUCAAACGCAAGUUGGUACUGCAUAAGUUGAAAUCGACUCUUCUGUGUUAGAGAACUAGGACAUUCUUCAAAUUCUGCACAUUAAAUGUGAUGGUUUAUUUUCCGAAGAAAGGGAUUUGUGAAAUCUGAUCAAAUACGGUAAUUGACACAGGUGCAAUAUCUAAAUGCAACAGAAUUGAAAAAGGGACGUCCACUUUUUUCAAAAUUAUUUACUAACGAUCGAAAAAGUUGAACUAUUGUUAUAAAAUGAAUUUGAUCUCAACUGAACGACAUCCGUUUUGAAGACGACAUGAUUUUAUGCAAUACAUGUUGACCUGAUUGCACAGUAUCUAUCUACAGCAUCACUUGUCAGAAUGAGGAUCGUAACACUGACGGUCGUUAUAGAAACCGGUGUCCUUGAAAAUGGCGGAUGGGAAUCGACCCUUUCGAACUAGUCUUCGUUUUUGUCGACGUAAACCUU